Molecule: messenger RNA, 1278 nt
Organism: Penicillium canariense
Lineage: Eukaryota; Fungi; Ascomycota; Eurotiomycetes; Eurotiales; Aspergillaceae
Product: putative exo-polygalacturonase
Exons: 4
Coding region: 1-1278 (425 amino acids)
Biological process (GO): carbohydrate metabolic process
Molecular function (GO): polygalacturonase activity
Source: RefSeq, a predicted model, not a curated record
AUGCAGUUGCUAUCAAUUCUCGCAUUGUUCUCGACGGCAGUGGUGGGCUUGUCCCAUCCCGCGGCCUUGGUGAGAGCGCCAUCAAAGGUCUGCACGGUCCCAGCAGCUGGGUCGGAGUCCAUUGACGAUACUCCCGCGGUACUGAGGGCAUUCGAUGAAUGUGGACAUGGAGGCAAGAUCGUCUUCCAAAAUACGACCUACCAUAUCAACAGUGUCAUGAACACGACAGGGUUGGAGAACUGUGAGAUCGACCUGCGUGGAACCCUGUUGUGGAGCACGAACAUCUCGUACUGGCUGAGCCACUCCUUGCCGGUCGGAUACCAGAACCAAUCCACGGCAUGGGUUAUCGGAGGCAAGAAUGUCCACUUCAACGGCCAUGGGUAUGGUACUUUGAAUGGCAAUGGACAAGCCUGGUAUAGUGCUACUGGCUCGGUCUCCAACUAUCCUAGACGGCCACAUGCGAUGACCGUGGCGGAGACGAGCAACUCCAAGUUUUACGGGCUGCGCUUCCUCCAAAGCCAGAUGUGGACACUGUCUAUCAUUCAUUCGAAGAACACCGUCUUCGACUCCAUCUAUGUCAAUAGUACUAACCACGGCGGUUCGUCUCGCAAUACCGAUGGCGCCGACACGAUUUAUAGCUCACACAUCACAUUCCGCAAUUGGGAAGUCGACAACGGUGACGAUAGCAUCAGUCUCAAAGCCAACUCCACCGACAUUCUCAUCGAGGACUGUUUAUUCCACCGCGGGUUGGGCCUUGCCAUGGGCAGCAUUGGUCAGUACAAGGACGUGUAUGAGACUAUCGAGCGGGUUACUGCAAGGAACAUUACGUUCAGCGGAACGCUGCACGCGGUGUAUUUUAAAACCUGGACAGGAGAGCAGGUCAACUAUCCACCGAAUGGCGGUGGCGGCGGGUUGGGCCAUGCUUCCGACAUGACAUUCAAGGAUCUCCAGGCCACCGCGUUGAGAGGCCCAGCCUUUGCAAUCUCACAAUGCACUACGUUUUCGGGCACGGCGGGGAAUUGCACGUCGUCCAAGUUUCAGCUCCGUGACCUAUCAUUCCGCAAUAUCAACGGGACAACAACCAGUCAUAAUGUGGCUAGCUUCCAAUGUUCGGCGGUGGAACCUUGCGAGAAUAUCCAGAUCACUGAUGUCAACCUAACUCUCCAGUCCGAUGGUACGGAGGCCGAUGCGUACCUGUGCGGACAUGUCGAGGGAACACGCGGUUUCAACUGCACUGGGGCCGUAUGUGUCGGCGGAAGUGCGACGGGUGGCUGUUGA